AUGUGGGCUCGGGGAGGGCCCUCGUGGGAUCUGUACGUUCUGGCUCUGCUGGAGCUCCAGAGCGUCGACGAGGAUGAUGUGCUGUCUUACUUCCAGCUCAUGGGUAUACACGGCCUCCCUUUUCAGGGAUGGAGUGACGUUGGACAGGUUCCUGGUGGUUCAAACCUCGCUGGAUUCUGUCCCCAUAAUCAUUUAUUAUUCGGGCUCUGGCACCGCCCGUUUAUCGCCCUUUACGAACAAACUCUGGUGUCCCACGCCAUCCAGAUCUCUCAGAGGUACAAAGGCGACAAUGCCUCGGCAUACCUGGCUGCGGCAGAAUCUUUGCGGGUUGCAUAUUGGGAUUGGGCUACAGACGCUUCAAUUCCAGAUAUCAUAACCCAUGAGAGAAUCAGCGUGAACACCCCAACAGGGCCCAAGACUGUUCAGAACCCUUUCAACAGCUACUGGUUCCAGAACUACCCCUUCACCUUCCGGUACAUGACCGCGGGGGUUCUGUCUGAGCAGAGCCGCACGACCCGCUGCCCUACACAGAGCAUGAAUGAUGAUUACGCCAUGGUGAAUAUUGGCCUCAAGUCCUCAAACUUCAAAGCCCAGGUGUACAACACAUUCACGACAGUCACCUCCUUCGAGAACAUGGAGACGGACCGCUACACAGCAACGAGCUUCGAGAGCCCCCACAACAACGUGCACAACUCGGUGGGGUGCAACAACGGCACCAUGUACGACCUGAACUGGUCGGCCUUCGACCCGGCCUUCAUGCUCCACCACGUCAACGUCGACCGCCUCAUCGCGCUGUGGCAGGCCAUCUACCCCAACUCGAGCAUCUUCACCGUCGUCGACUACUCCGACGCCCUGUACGGCCUGCGCGCGGGCAACGUCAGCGCCGACACCCCGCUCAAGCCCUUCCACAUCCCGGACGGCUGGCCGGACGGCGCAGAGGGGUUCCACACCAGCCGCUCCGUGCGCGACGUCGCCGUGCUGGGGUACACGUACCCGGAGCUUCAGACAGGGGGUGAGAGAGACAACGGGACGACGGCCGCCCCGCCGCCGAGCUCGGACGAGCUCGCCGAGCACGUCCGCUUCGAGGUCAACGCGCUCUACAGCAACCAGCCGAUGACGGCGAGCAACGCGUCCGAGGCGCGGCGCAUGCGCCUCGCGCGCCGUGGUGGUGACGACGACGCCGCCGCCGCCGCCGCCGCCGGAGGGUCAUCCCCGCAGGUGCUGCGCCGGCCCGCGGCGAGCCGCAAGACGUGGUCCGUGGCCAUCAGCGUCGACAGGGCCGAGGUGCCGCUGCCCGCCGUCAUCGGGUGCUACCUGGUGGUGGGCGAUGAUGGUGGUGGUGUUGACGGGGGCGCGGGGAGGGAGCAGGCCGGGCGCAUGUCGCUGCUUGGGAUCCCGGCCGUGGGGGUCACGCACUCGACGAUCCCGCUGGACAGGGCGCUCGGCGCGUUGGUGGGCGGGGCUGAGGGUGGUGGUGGUGUUGAUCUUGAUGAUGCCGAGGGGGUGGCUUUGCUCCUGAACCGCACCUUGAGGUUUGAGGUGCUCAGGGGCGACGGAACGCCCGUCGAGGACCUGGCCUCGAUCCCGAGCCUGCAGUUUAUCGUGCAGGACCGCGACUACACGCCGCGCGAGAGUGAUGUUGAUUUCCCCACCUAUGGAGCUGCCGAGACCCGGAAGAUGGUCAAGGCUCAUGGGCGCUGGUCGUUGCCGGCUUGAUGGGUACGUGUGUGGUGGGACAAGUUGGUGUGUAUGCGUACUGUUCUAAGACAUGGGGGAUUGGUGGUGGGUCUUGGAAGAGUGCAAGUUGCUGGGUUGGGCCACCGAAACUCGUGUUCAGCGUUUUCAGACGAUUGAUUCAAAAUGCAUCUUAAAGUAGAGAGAGGUCAGGUUUCAGCCACUUGCAUGACCAAAA
Molecule: messenger RNA, 1912 nt
Organism: Diaporthe batatas
Lineage: Eukaryota; Fungi; Ascomycota; Sordariomycetes; Diaporthales; Diaporthaceae
Exons: 7
Coding region: 1-1716 (571 amino acids)
Molecular function (GO): oxidoreductase activity
Source: RefSeq, a predicted model, not a curated record